Messenger RNA from Labrus mixtus (cuckoo wrasse), 3455 nucleotides. It is a transcript of the gene vps54, whose product is annotated as VPS54 subunit of GARP complex. Gene Ontology annotation, biological process: Golgi to vacuole transport; retrograde transport, endosome to Golgi. Lineage: Eukaryota; Metazoa; Chordata; Actinopteri; Labriformes; Labridae. Gene Ontology annotation, cellular component: GARP complex. The transcript is spliced from 24 exons. Gene Ontology annotation, molecular function: syntaxin binding. Bases 169 to 3126 code for a protein of 985 amino acids. The record is from RefSeq and is a predicted model, not a curated record.
AGAAGCGGCCCCGCCUCCUGCAGUGCAUGAUGGUCGGAGUACCGGAGCUGUCUGCUGCAGUUGUUUUCCUCCCGGUUCCUCCGGUGGUUCUGUGAUGGUGAGAGGAAGAAACACCGGCUGCUGUGCUUCAAACGACAGCUAGCCUCCUAGACGGCGAGCCUCGAUGCCAUGGCCUCCAGCCACAGCUCCUCCGCAGUGCCUCGUCCCGGCGGUGGAGGCCGAGACGGGAUCUACCACAAGGAGCGGGAUCCCUCUCCACCGCGCUUCAGAUCCAUCCGCUCCCUGCCCGACGUCUGCCCCAAGGAGCCCACAGGUGAGAGGCGGGGCCUGUGCGACGGCCCCUCCUUGGUGGCGGAGCAUGACAGGUGGACGGUGUACAGCUCGAAGGUCAACCUCCCCGCCGCGCUGAACGACCCCCGGCUAGCCAAGCGGGAGUCGGACUUCUUCACUAAAACAUGGGGGCUAGACUUCGCAGAGACGGAGGUGAUGCCCUCCUUCUACCUCCCCAACAUCACCAGGGAACACUUCGGGCCCUACCUGCAGGAGACGGCUCAGAGGGAGAGAAUCCACGAACGCUGCAAGAUGAUCUGUCCCAACAAAGACGACGUGGACGCCGUCUCCAGUAACACCACCAACCACGAUAAAUCCAGAGCUGAGCUGGAACAAGUCCCAAAGAUCUUCAUGAAGCCGGAGUUUGCUCUGGAGGAUCCGGCCAUCUUUACCUCCGUCCUGCCCUGGUCUCACUUUAACAGCGCGGGGGGGAAGAGCAGCAGAGACGGGGCGUCCUCCAAACUGCUGCAGGAGAAGCUGAGUCACUACCUGGACGUGGUGGAGGUGAGCAUCGCCCGGCAGAUCUCUCUGCGCUCCGAGGCCUUCUUCCACGCCAUGUCCUCGCAGCACGAGCUCCAGGACCGGCUGCAGGAGACGCAGCGGGCCGUGGCCGUCCUGCGGGGGCGGACCGCCGACAUCGACCGGGUGAUGUGCCAGGGGCCUCUGCAGGCGCUCUGCACGGCGGUGACGCGGAACAACUGUGUGAAGCUGCACAACAAGCUGAAGCUGAUGGCGGCGGUGCAUCAGACGCAGCCCACCGUGCAGCUGCUGCUCUCCACCUCCGAGUUUGUCAGCGCGCUGGAGCUCAUCUCGACCACCAAGGAGGUGCUGCAGCAGGAGCUGCAGGGGAUCCACAGCUUCAGACAUCUGGGCUCUCAGCUGUGCGAGCUGGAGAAGCUGAUCGAUAAGAUGAUGGUGGAGGACUUCAGCAUGUACGCCCGCAGCGACCUGAACCGCUGCCUGAAGGACGAGCCACUGGUCCUGGAAAAGGUUGACAAACCAAACGCUGUCUCUGAGAAGGAGCGUCUGGAGUCUCUGGUGUUCGGGCUGCUGCGUCAGAGGAAGUUGGACUUUCUGGAUAUUUACAGCGAUGAGUCGAUUCUGGCUGCCAAGGCCAUCGUCACUCAGUGUGUAGCAGAAAGUGUUUUGCACAUUGAAGAUAUCGACACUGAAGUCGUCACUAAGCUAGCUGACCAGAUGCGUGUGAUGACGUAUCAUCAGUGGUUUGAGCUCCUGAAAAACGUCUUUGAGAGUUUCCUUCUCUUCCUGCAGAGGAUCAAGGUGACUCUGAACGUGGUCAGAAACGUUGUUCUGGAGGUUUUGGCUUCAAAUCAGAGGACCCGGCUCCUGGAGGAGGCAGCUAGGGGGUCCUCGGGUCAGGACGUUUCCCCCUGCCCGUCGUCGCUCCUUCAGGGGGAGGCGGAGCUGGCCUACCUCACCCACGAGGGUCUGUUCAUCAGCGACGCUCUGAGUGAGGCCCAGCAGCAUCAGGGGGUCCAGGAUCAGAGCUCCAGGGUCCAGCAGGGCCGAGUCGAGGCUGCAAACAACGACUCUGCAUCGGGGAGCGCAGAGGGGGCCGCUGGCAGGGAGCAGAGCUUCAUGUCCGGUGAGAACAUGAUGCCCUCUGACCUCGAGCUGAACCGAGUCAUCAACAACCUCCAGGAGCUUCUGUACACGGCGUCCGACGUCAGCCACGACCGCUGCGUCAAACUCCUCACAGCCAGAGCGAAGGACGGCUCUCUGGAGCGCCUGAGCUCGGCGGAGUUUGUGCGUCUCUCUCAGGCUGUGGAGGGAUUCGUCAGGGACACCGAGGAGCUGUGCGGCAGACGGAGCAACUCCCUGAAGGGGGCGCUGCAGAGCCAGGCCAACCGCUUCGUCCACCGCUUCCACGAGGAACGCAAGACCAAACUCAGCCUCCUCCUGGAUAACGAGCGGUGGAAACAGGCCGAGGUCCCCGCUGAGUUUCAGGAUCUGGUGAACUCCAUCGCUGACGGCAGGAUAGCUCUACCAGAGCGCAAAAUCUCAGGUCCAGAAGAUAGAAAGCCCUCCGACUUUCUUCUCGUCAACGGGCAGAAAUACGCCGUCGUUGGGACGGUCCUGCUGCUGAUCCGGAUCUUUCUGGAGUACUGUCAGUGUGUCAACGACAUCGCCUCCAUCGCCACCGACAUGCUGACCCGCCUGUCGGACCUCCUGAAGCACUUCAACUCUCGGAGCUGUCAGCUGGUUCUGGGAGCCGGAGCUCUGCAGGUGGUCGGCCUCAAGACCAUCACCACCAAAAACCUUGCUUUAGCUUCCCGCUGCCUGCAGCUGGUGGUUCACUACAUUCCCGUCAUCAGAGCUCACUUCGAGACCAAACUGCAGCCCAAACAGUUCAGCGUCCUGAGACACUUUGACCACAUCACCAAGGACUACAACGACCACAUAGCGGAGAUCUCUGCCAAGCUGGUGGCCAUCAUGGACAGUCUGUUUGAGAAGGUUUUACUGAAGUACGAGGUGAAAGCUCCGAUGCCCUCCGCCUGCUUCAGGAACGUCUGUAAGCAGAUGGCCAAGAUGCACGAAGCCAUUUCUGAGCUUUUACCUGAAGAGCAGACGCAGAUGUUGUUUCUGAGGAUCAACGCCAGUUUUAAGAUGCACCUGAAGAGGCAGCUGGCUCGACUCGGCGUGGUCAACGACGGAGGACCACAGAACGGGCUGGUGGUCGUCGACGUCGCCUUCUUCACCGAGAACAUGCAGGCGCUGAAGAGCCUGGAGCGCCUCGACCUCAACAUGGCCGAGAUCUGGGAGCAGAAGAGGUGAUGACGGGGCUUCCUGACUGAUCCACCCACCCACCCAGGGGAGGGGGGGUCGACGAGGGUCUGCUGAAGGUGGACGAGGCCCCGCAGGGACCAAAAACACCAAAAACUGUGAGGAGUGAAAAAGCUCCAUGUUAAAAAAGCUGCUGCCACCUCGUGUGACUGUGUGCGCCUGGACGGGACUACAGUCCAGUAUCUGAGACAGACUUUGGGGGGGGGAUCAUGUGGAGGGAGCGGAGGGGUAAUUUAUUUUUAUGUCCACACUGUGGAUCAUUUCUUUUCUCCAGCAGGGCCGAGCUGACGGGAUCUUAAAUCUCAGACUCACACUGAAAA